AUGCCCAACCCCCAGCUGUCUGCCGUGCCCGUUGGAACGAGUGUGAAGCGCAAGGCUGCUCCCCGAGAUGACGAGGGCGACGAGAGCGACGGUUCCGACGUCAGCAUGAUCAACGUCGACUUUGACUUUUACAAUCUCAACCCGGACGUUGACCAGAUCGCCAUCAAGCGCCUUCUCCGUCAAACGCUGAGCCACGAUGACCACCUCAUCGACGUCCACCAGCUUGCGGACCUGAUUCUGGCUGAGGGAACCCGACUGAAGGCCGGCUCGACGAUCAAGACGGAUGGCGAGGAGAGCGACCCGUGGGGAAUGCUGGCGGCCGUUGACAUCAGGAAAUGUCAGGACAACCCGGCCCUCAAGCCGCUGAUCGACUACUACCUUUCUACCGCCCCGCCGGCGGCGAUCAAGUCGGCGCUGACUGACGGCUCGUCAAAGCCCGCCCUCCUCUUCUCCAUGCGCAUGCUCAAUCUCCCGCUGCCGCUGAUCCCGCCUCUCUACAAGAUGCUGGGCGAGGAGCUGUCCUCGGCCGGCUUCACGCACUACAUCCUCUGGGGACGGGGGUACAAGCUCGAGGGCGCCGAGGAGGCGACGGGACUCGAGUUUGACCAGUCCGCGACGAAUAAGAAGAAGAAGGGCGGCCAGGCCCCCGGCGGCCUCGCCGCUGGAAGCUUCACGUACCACCCCGAGGAGGAGAUGAUCGACUCGCGCGCAGAGGCCGUUCACACGUACCCGCUGAAGACUGCGCCGCCGCGCGACGACGAGUCGUUCGGCGUUGAGCAGUUCGGCCGCCUCCUCCUCGUCUCGAGCGACAAGCUCGCCCAGGCCGUCGGCGCCAUGGAGGAGGCGUGCAAGCCGUAA
This is a messenger RNA of Trichosporon asahii var. asahii CBS 2479, 858 nucleotides long. RefSeq lists its product as uncharacterized. Lineage: Eukaryota; Fungi; Basidiomycota; Tremellomycetes; Trichosporonales; Trichosporonaceae. The record is from RefSeq and is a predicted model, not a curated record. The transcript is spliced from 5 exons. Bases 1 to 858 code for a protein of 285 amino acids. Gene Ontology annotation, cellular component: nucleus.